GACGUAAUCAGGAAAUGAUCCUGGGUCAAACAGCUGAGUAGUGUUUUUCAUCAUUUGGGUUGACUGCAAGUUACUGAUGUGUAGCUCCUCAUUAGAAUCCAAAAACGCUGGAUUGCAUGUUGCGGUCAGCAAGCACUGGAUAAACUGACACUGAGGUUAGGUAAGGUUUAGGGGGGUUUGUACUCUUGGAGUCCAUUGUUAAAAUGGUACCCCUUCACGCUGCCUGUGCCUUGUUGAGCCUUGCACCGCUGCUGGUGCUUGGUGUUCCUCCCAUUUGGACCCAGCCAGAGCAGGUUCACCUCUCUUAUCCAGGAGUGCCAGGUUCAAUGGAAGUGACCUGGACCACCUUCAAUAAGACAGAGAGCCUGGUGGAAUAUGGCUUAGUGGGAGGCCGACUCUUUGAGAUGACUUCCAAAGGUUACAGCACUCUGUUUGUGGACUCAGGACAUGAGAAGAGACACAUGUACAUCCAUAGAGUCAUUCUAACAGGCCUCAAACCUGCUGCUACUUAUCUAUACCACUGUGGCAGUGAUGAAGGCUGGAGUGAUGUGUUCUCAUUUACUGCUCUGAAUGACAGCACAUGUUUCAGUCCUAAGUUUGCUCUUUAUGGCGACCUGGGCAAUGAGAACCCACAGUCUCUGGCUCGACUACAAAAGGAGACUCAGCUGGGCAUGUAUGAUGUCAUUCUACACAUUGGGGACUUCGCCUAUGACAUGCACGAGGAUAAUGCCAGGAUUGGAGAUGAGUUCAUGAGGCAGAUCCAGUCCAUAGCAGCCUACGUACCCUACAUGACCUGUCCAGGCAACCAUGAGGCUGCAUACAACUUCUCCAACUACAGGAACCGCUUCAGCAUGCCAGGCCAGACUGAGAGCCUAUGGUACAGUUGGAACCUAGGGUCAGCGCACAUCAUCUCUCUUUCCACUGAGGUUUAUUUCUACCUUGAAUUCGGCAAGGAGCUCCUCUUCAAACAGUAUGAGUGGCUGAAGAAAGAUCUGGAGGAGGCCAACCUGCCAGAAAACAGAGCAGUACGUCCAUGGAUCAUCACCAUGGGACACAGACCCAUGUACUGCUCUGAUGAUGACCUGGAUGACUGCACCAGAUUUGAUUCUUAUGUUCGGCUGGGACGGAACGACACCAAACCACCAGCACCAGGCUUAGAGGAUCUAUUUUACCGCUACGGGGUUGAUUUGGAGUUGUGGGCACAUGAGCACACAUAUGAGAGGCUGUGGCCUGUCUAUGGUGAUAAGGUGUACAAUGGGAGCUCUGAGCAGCCAUAUGUGAACCCCAAAGCUCCAGUACACAUCAUCACAGGCUCUGCUGGCUGCAGAGAGAAAACUGACACUUUCAAUCCAAACCCCAAAGAGUGGAGCGCUUUCCGCAGCACAGACUACGGCUACACCCGCAUGCAAGUAGUGAACACCACCCAUCUUUACUUGGAGCAGGUCUCUGAUGACCAGUAUGGAAAGGUGAUUGACAGCAUAUGGGUGGUGAAGGAAAAACACGGCUUCUCUGCCUGGUUCUGAAGACUCCCAUCCUGACAACAUGUCUGCUCAGAUAAUGCACUUUACAUUUUAAUUAAACACAUUUUUUGCUGUGAACCAUUAUAGACUGUUGAUUCAAAUCACUCAAGUUUUUCUAUCCUGUUUUUUAUCCAUCAGGAGCAUGAAGUAUUAGUUUUGAAUGCUAUAUGUGUGUUCAUGAAAUUGUAAAUAAUCUGUAAAUGCUCUAAAAAGUGUAUCGUAUGUGGUUUUACAUUUGAAUAAAUUCUGCUUUUUCUAUUGAUU
This is a messenger RNA of Sphaeramia orbicularis (orbiculate cardinalfish), 1784 nucleotides long. RefSeq names its product acid phosphatase 7, tartrate resistant (putative) (gene acp7). Gene Ontology annotation, molecular function: acid phosphatase activity; metal ion binding. Lineage: Eukaryota; Metazoa; Chordata; Actinopteri; Kurtiformes; Apogonidae. The coding region runs from base 204 to 1523 and encodes 439 amino acids. The record is from RefSeq and is a predicted model, not a curated record. The transcript has 15 exons.